CCAACCACCGAACACCGAAGAUCCCAAGCACCACAGCACCCACUUCCGCCAGCAGCCGGUUUGGAUAUCAGAACAUCAGAACACAACCGAUCCCUUUGAUUUAUUGAUUGGAUCCUUGCUUGCUGCUCUAUCCCUCGAGUGUACUCAAUUGCUGUCUCAUUUUCCAAUUAAUUAAUAAUUGAUCGUAUCGAAUCUAUCCACAUUGCAGAUGAUGAGAUUCUGGACCUUGUUGACAACCAUUCUUGUCUUGAGUUUGGCAAGGGCAGAUGACAGCGACGCUGUCUUUCGCUGGAGUUCUACGGGAGGAGGAUGGAGAGCAAUGUUUGCCUGUGUUGGCUUUGCCAAUGUCUUUCAGCAAGCAGGAUUGAUGACUGAAGAUUCUUCGCUCUUCUCGGCCAUUGCCACCAACAGUGGAGCCUCUUGGUUUUUGGUGCAGCUCUUCUAUUCUCAAGCAUUUUAUGAUCAGACCGUCAUGGCAGCAUCUCCAGAAGACCUCUACAAUUUUACCGUGCAAUGGAUGGGAACCUACGAAGCAUUUGCCCGCGAUGUGGCUCCCAACGAAACGGAUGUCAGUGAGGCGCUGGGAAUUAAUUUUGCUGCUCUCCAAACUGGCACGGAACGAGAACAAAUGGAACACAAUGUCAUUACCUAUCUCAGCGAAUUCUGGGGACUCUAUUAUCACAGCAAUGCCAGUUGGGCCAAUUUUGUGGAUGCCAUGUUGACAGGGGCCACUGACGACUUGGGACAUGAGGGUGUCUUUGCCGAUAUCCAGGCCAAUCCUGAAAAUCGUAUUCCGGCCAUGCAAUCCACUGAUAUGCUCAUUCAAUCCACUCUGGCACCGGGAUCCAAAAUUCGAUUGGGGCCGUAUCGUAGUACGGCCGCAGAAGAAGAGGCAUCGGAAGAAAUUGAUAUUGAAUUUGAAGAUGAAUACUACGAACCAACCGAGAAAUGGGACUAUUUAAAGCCACUCUUUGGGGAUAUUGACAAUCAAGAUCUCAUGGUCUACCUGGGGCCGCUCGUACCAGAAAGUCAAGAGAGCAACUCCAACUGGCCGCUCUACAGUGUCGGUAUCUCAGCGGCGUAUGUUGUCAAUGAUACUUUUGCCGGACUUCAAUACAGUACAUUUGACUCUCCGUCUUCUACAGAAUUGGCCACCUAUGUCUCUCCAACCAGCCGAUUCUGGAAAUGGAACGACUGGAACGCCUACUACAUGUGGCCCAACGAAGGCUUUUGGACGUGGCCCACACCAAAUGCCACCACUGAAAUUGACCAAGAUUUGGUAGAACGGUACAAGGCGCAAGCCGUCAACAUGACAUCCACAGGGACAUUGGCGCCACCCUUUGGUGGAGGAGCGGCCUCAGUCAUCCAAGCUGCCGCCAUUAGUUCCGCCGCGGCGGGACCCCUCUCUCCCGCAGCUCCCACCGUCUUUGCCCAAGCGCUCAGUUUGCAACGCCAGUCGGUGCGAGACGGGCUGGAAACAGAUGGCGGUGGCGCCGCUGUGGCCGGGUUGACGGCAUUUGAUUUGACUGCAGGAAAUAUCUUCAAGAAUGGAGUCUUUGAUGAUUUUGCAGUGUGCAGUCAGUGGCCCAAUCCCUGCGGACCUGCCGAUGGUCAGUUUCUCGAUGGAGCCUUUGCCGACAAUCCUUCAGUUGCCAUCAAUGUGGCUCAGUAUCAUCAAGAGGGUGGGGAUCUCAGCAAGACUAUGAAACUGGUGCUAACCAACACCAAUCAAGAUUUCGUGCCCGGGUCGUAUGAUACAGAUCAGAUCCUGCAAUACUUUGAGUGCUCCUUCAAUCACGAUGUUGCACCGGGUGACUAUGUGUGGCUGCCUGGAUUUGUGGUCCCAUACCGAUCACCACAGAUUUUUGAAGAAACGUUGACCGUUCAGGAUAUCGUUAUUGAUCUACAACCCAUGGAGGAUUCCAACAUGUCCACAGCCAUUUUGAAGGGAACAACCCUUGACAAUGCAGCUUUUGGAGUCAAGGCUGGGCAAUCUGUGGAAAUCUUGGUGAUCAAUACAAACACCCCCAUCACUACAUUUAUUGCGGGCGCCACGAUUAUCGAAAUGCAGACAGAACCACUGGCGACCAUGGUCCAGGACAUUGCAUCCAGUCAAGAGUUGGUGGCCCGCAUCAAAGAUUUCUUUGGGAUCUUGGAGCAAGCUGAGAAUGGAGAGGAAGUGUCAAGGGCAGAAGCUGGGGAAGGAGAAAAUGCAGAUGAAACCGAAUCAGAGGAAGAAGCAAAUGUUGGAACCACAUUACAAUCCACUUCAAGAGCAGAAACUUCUUGGUCACUCUGUCCUUGGUGGGGGUUUGGGUUGCUUGGCAGUGGCGUUCUGAUGUUGCUUUAGCAAGACCUAGGUUGCUAUUAUGAUUGGUUGCUAUUAUGUGUGUGUCUUGUCUGUACGCAGCAUCACGACCAGGAGACAAUCUGGAGCCCUAGAUCCACUGAUUGCUCUGAGCAGGGAAAGAUAGCCAGCAACUCAGCUAGCUAGCUGCUUGAGGGCAAAGAAAGCUGUCUGAUAGGGUUCUCUAUUGAAAGCUUGAGGAUAUACCAUGUGAUUCGUGAUUCGUUUCUUUGUUGGCAUAAAAAGUUAGAAUACAGAACGCACC
Molecule: messenger RNA, 2612 nt
Organism: Seminavis robusta
Lineage: Eukaryota; Bacillariophyta; Bacillariophyceae; Naviculales; Naviculaceae
Source: the annotation of a GenBank genome assembly